Molecule: messenger RNA, 2419 nt
Organism: Hippocampus comes (tiger tail seahorse)
Lineage: Eukaryota; Metazoa; Chordata; Actinopteri; Syngnathiformes; Syngnathidae
Gene: prr35
Product: proline rich 35
Exons: 3
Coding region: 225-2336 (703 amino acids)
Source: RefSeq, a predicted model, not a curated record
GUUUUUAUUUCUCUCCACCAGGACUUGUGUGUUGUUGGAGGGAGACGACUCACAAUCCCGGAAAUCAUUAAAAAAGGUACCAAGAAAAUCCACCCGAAGGUCGGCGACCGCGCUGAAAUCUGAUGGACAUAAUCCAAAUGAGCAGCAAAAUCGCAAAGCGGCUAAACGAGUCUUGUGAAUGAGUCGAACCUGAACAGGAACGCGCAGAAAUAUCAGGACCAAUCAUGUCCAAGGACGACACUUGCAAAGUGACGUCCGCCGGCAAACACAAGGAGCGCAAGCCCAAGAAGCCUCACUACAUCCCUCGUCCGUGGGGAAAGCCCUACAACUACAAAUGCUUCCAGUGUCCCUUCACCUGCAUGGAGAAGUCCCACCUGUACAACCACAUGAAGUACAGCCUGUGCAAGAACUCCCUGUCCCUGCUCAUCGAGUCCGACUGGCCCUACAAAAAGGGCAACAACGUCCCGCACCCGGACCAGCUGCGACCGUCACAGCAGGGCCUGCGUGGGGCCGGCAAAGAGGCCCAGGACCAGCGGGCAACGCGGACUGAGGAGGUGCAGCAGAGAAGUGUGGAGGAGGAAGCGGAAGAUCGGGAAAACCGGGGACAGGAAGAGGAGGGAGAGGAAGUGCAGACAUUGGUGAAAGAGCGGUCCGAAAAAGGGGACACCGCCGAGUGCAAAGCGGAUUCCGAGUUGUUUAUGGCCGACAUGCUCUCCCUGCAAGACCAGCUCCUGCGAGCACGCUCUGUGGAGGUGGAGGCCCAGUUGAAACACUACAAGACCCUAUCCAAGAACUGUAUGGCGGCACCCGGGUUGCUCUCAGACCAGUGGCGCCUCCUAACCGCCAGCAAGGCCAAAACCGAAGGCGCUCAGGCCCGAAUGAACAGCUCCAUCCCGUGUUAUCCUCCCCCGCCAAACCUGGUGGACUACCAGGACCCCGCCGGGCUCAAUCUUUCGGUGCUCGGGGUGGGCUAUCCCAUCGGUCCGAGUCUUUUCUCCUACAUGAACUCGGCGCUGCCUGCCACUCAAACCCACGCGCAGCUCGCCCAGCUCCCGUUCCUGGCUUCGGCCGCCCAGCUGAUUCAUCCGGCCUCCGGCAGCCACGCGGACAGAACCCUCAUCCCCCCGCGGCUCUACUACCCGUUCCUGUGCGAGCACAGCUUCGGACCGGCCUCCGGUCAGAGCAAUGCCAAUAAAGGACCCAAAACCUCCGCAAACACCGUCGAUACGUUUUCUUUAUCUGGUCUCCAGCCGAAAGUUAACCUGUGGAAAGUGCCUGCCCUGAGGCCUGGGGCCACAACGGUUUCCCCUGUCGGUCGGACGUCACCUCAGGGGGGUUCUUCUGACCCGGCCUACAGGCUGGGGGAUAAAGUGCAGGCUUCAGCCAAGGAAGGUAAAACUAGUUGGGGCCUCAAGAGGCCGGGUGGACCCGUAGUGAACCACGAAGCUCCUGUGGAAAAGAAGUCGACGACGGGCUUCGCUUUGGAUUUUCUGAAGAACAUCCAGACAAGUUCUACUCUAAAUAUGGCAUCGGACAAACUUAGUUCACAGAAUUUGCACCACAAGACCAGGUCAUCGGAACCCUCGUACACAGAUCAUCUCACCAAUCCAAAUCCUGAGGCACCCUCUCUACCUCCUUCUACAGGAGGGCACAGUAGCCAAGACCUACUGACCACACGCCCCACUGGGGACGGCGCCUCGGAAUCAGUGGCUGCUCUCCUCAAUGACCUCUCAAAGGCCUUACAGGAGUAUCAGGAAGCGGAGCGCAACAUCUCCCACCUGGAGAAGGAGGACCUCCCCGUCCAGCACCACCUUUGGGAGCACCUGAGCAAAAUCCGAAAUGAGCUCUCUCAUAUCCAUCAAGCUCUGGAAAGGACGGCUCGCCAGAGUGACGGCCCGUUGGACCUUUCGUUCAAGAGAGUCUCCGCCGACUCGAAGGAACUCGGCCUGAAGGAGAACACCGCAGUGUCGGACGAGGAGGAAGAGGAAGAGGAGGACAGGGAGGAAGAGGAGGGGAAAGCUAUGCGGGGCUCGCUGGAGACUCGGAAGCAGUCGUUGGACAUGCUGAUCAAGAUGAGUAAUGCCGGCGCGUCGGUGGUGAGCCCGGAAGUCCUGAGUCAGGGAGCCUUGGCCAUCAGGCACAGCCCCGCCGAGGCCUUGUGGCCGAGCAGAACCACCAAGUGCGAAGCCGACUCGAGCGUGCUGCUCUGCCCUGACGGCAGACCGGUCAUGUUUGCGGACAUCCCUCCUUCUGCCAAAGCGGCCAAAAGACCAUCGUCCAUACAGCGACUAGAGGGGCAGUGCCCCCAGAGCCCAUUGAUGGCCACAGACACUUAAUCUUUGAUUCCCAGUCAUUCAAAUCAUGGUACUCUGCCAAUUCCACAAACACACUCACACACACAAAAGAUUGUGUCUUCACU